Messenger RNA from Hydatigera taeniaeformis, 480 nucleotides. The record is from the annotation of a GenBank genome assembly. NCBI's taxonomy places the organism in Eukaryota, Metazoa, Platyhelminthes, Cestoda, Cyclophyllidea, Taeniidae.
AUGACCGAAGGGGAGGCACGCCAACUCUCGGAGACCAUGCUUGCUGGUUCAAGCCUUGCUUCAUCCCACUCCGCCGGCGUUGGCGCCACCACCACCACACCCGAGAGGUCUUCGCACCUGCCCACUAGUCUUGCAUCCACCAUGCGCAGCUUUACUCCCUCUGCCUCAACACCCAGUGCUCAGGUUUUCACCUUUGCCUGUACCACCUCUGCUGCAGCUACUGUCACCACCGUUGAUGUGACUGCCCCUUCUACCACCUACCACGCCGGCCCGAGCUCCUCUGUCUCUUCAUCCGCCCCCGUUUCCGCCUCAACCUCCGACUUCCAACCGGGUUUUCGACGCUCGGAGGCCGCCAAGUGCAGGCGUGUCUAUGGCGCAGUGAAUAAAAGUCGGUGGUGUAAGCAGUGCCGGUGGAAGAAAGCCUGUACUCGAUUUCAAGGUCCUUCUCCUCACCAAAAAGAUCCACCUGAUUUACCUUGA